GGGGCCUCCGCCGCCCGCGCCGCCCCGGGUCCCGCGGCCCGGCCGGCCGCCCGCGCCGCCGCGAGCCGCCCAUGGUGCAGCGCAUGUGGGCCGAGGCGGCCGGGCCCGCGGGCGGGGCCGAGCCGCUGUUUCCGGGCUCCCGGCGGAGCCGCAGCGUGUGGGACGCCGUGCGCCUGGAGGUGGGCGGCCCCGGCAGCUGCCCGGUGGUGCUGCACAGCUUCACGCAGCUCGACCCCGACCUGCCGCGCCUGGAGAGCUCCACGCAGGAGAUCGGCGAGGAGCUGGUCAACGGGGUCGUCUACUCCAUCUCCCUGCGCAAGGUGCAGGUGCACCACGCGGCCGGCAAGGGCCAGCGCCGGCUCGGGUGUGAAAACGAGUCGGCCCUGAGCCUGUACGAGACCUGCAAGGUGCGCACGGUGAAGGCGGGCACGCUGGAGAAGCUGGUGGAACACCUGGUGCCCGCCUUCCAGGGCAGCGACCUCUCCUACGUCACCAUCUUCCUGUGCACCUACCGCACCUUCACCACCACCCAGCAGGUCCUGGACCUGCUGUUCAGACGCAGGUUCGGUAGAUGUGACGCCCUCACGGCCUCCUCUAGAUACGGAUGCAUCCUCCCGUACGCCCACGAGGACGGCGGGCCCCAGGACCACCUGAGGAAUGCCAUCUCCUCCAUCCUGGGCACCUGGCUGGACCAGUACUCGGAGGACUUCAACCAGCCCCCGGGCUUCCCCUGCCUCAAGCAGCUGGUGGCCUACGUGCAGCUCAACAUGCCCGGCUCGGACCUGGAGCGCCGCGCGCACCUGCUCCUGGCUCAGCUGGAGAGCGCAGAGCUCACGGAGGCGGAGCUGGAGGCUCUAUCACCAGCUCCAGCUCCAGCGCCCAGUCCUGUGCCAACUUCAGAGCAGGAGCCAGCUGCAGCGCCUGCUCCAUCGCCUGCUCCAGCGCCCAGUCUAGUGCUCAGUCCAGUGCUGGCUUCGGAGCAGGAGCUGGUGCUGGCCGGAGAGCCUGAGCCCACUCGCGAACCAGCUCCAGAGCGAGAGGCCGCCCCGGGACCCACUCCAACGGCAACCCCAGAGCUGGAGCCGGCUCUGUCGCAAACCCUGGAGCUAGAGCCGGCUCCAGCGCCUGAGCCUCCCUGGCCUUCGCCUGUGGCCGCAGAGAACGGGCUGCGCGAGGAGAGGCCUCACCUCCUGGCGUUCCCUCCGGACCUGGUGGCGGAGCAGUUCACCCUGAUGGACGCGGAGCUGUUCAAGAAGGUGGUGCCCUACCACUGCCUGGGCUCCAUCUGGUCCCAGCGCGACAAGAAGGGCAAGGAGCACCUGGCGCCCACCGUGCGGGCCACCGUCAGCCAGUUCAACAGCGUGGCCAACUGCGUCAUCACCACGUGCCUGGGGGACCGCAGCGCCUCGGCCCGGGCCAGGGCCAGGGUGGUGGAGCACUGGAUCGAGGUGGCCAGGGAGUGCCGGGUCCUCAAGAACUUCUCGUCCCUCUACGCCAUCCUCUCCGCGCUGCAGAGCAACUCCAUCCACCGGCUGAAGAAGACGUGGGAGGAGGUGUCCAGGGACAGCGUGCGGGUCUUCCAGAAGCUGUCGGAGAUCUUCUCGGACGAGAACAACUACUCGCUGAGCAGAGAGCUGCUGGUCAAGGAGGGCACCUCCAAGUUUGCCACCCUGGAGAUGAACCCCAAGAGAGCCCAGAAGCGGCCGAAGGAGACGGGUGUCAUCCAGGGCACCAUCCCCUACCUGGGCACCUUUCUCACGGACCUGGUGAUGCUGGACACGGCCAUGAAGGACUACCUGUAUGGGAGACUGAUCAACUUCGAGAAGAGGAGGAAGGAAUUCGAAGUGAUCGCCCAGAUCAAGCUGCUGCAGUCCGCCUGCAACAACUACAGCAUCGAGCCCGAGGGGCAGUUCGGGGCCUGGUUCCGGGCCGUGGCGCGGCUCAGCGAGGCCGAGAGCUACAGCCUGUCGUGUGAGCUGGAGCCCCCCUCCGAGUCGGCCAGCAACACUCUGAAGGCCAGGAAGAGCACGGCCAUCGUCAAGCGCUGGAGCGACCGCCAGGCCCCCAGCACGGAGCUGAGUACCAGCGGCAGCUCGCACUCCAAGUCCUGCGACCAGCUCAGGUGCAGCCCCUACCUCAGCAGCGGGGACCUCGCCGACGCACUCAGCGUCCACUCAGCCGGCUCCUCCAGCUCCGACGUGGAGGAGAUCACCAUGAGCUUCGUCCCGGAGUCCCCCGACGGCCAGGAAAAGAAGUUCUGGGAGUCGGCCUCCCAGUCGUCCCCGGAGACCUCGGGCGUCAGCUCGGCGUCCAGCAGCGCCUCCUCCUCCUCGGCCUCCACCACGCCCGUGGCCAGCGCCCGCACCCACAAGCGCUCCGUCUCGGGGGUCAGCAGCUACAGCGCCUCGCUGCCGCUCUACAACCAGCAGGUGGGCGACUGCUGCAUCAUCCGGGUCAGCCUGGACGUGGACAACGGCAACAUGUACAAGAGCAUCCUGGUGACCAGCCAGGACAAGGCUCCGGCCGUCAUCCGCAAGGCCAUGGACAAGCACCACCUGGAUGAGGAGCAGCCGGAGCAGUACGAGCUGGUGCAGGUCAUUUCAGACGAGAGAAAGCUGAAGAUCCCGGACAACGCCAACGUGUUCUACGCCAUGAACUCUGCCGCCAACUAUGACUUUGUCCUGAAGAAACGGGCCUUCACCAAGGGGCCCAAGGUCCGGCAUGGCGCCAGCUCCACUCUGCCCCGCAUGAAGCAGAAGGGACUCAGGAUUGCCAAGGGCAUCUUCUAGCUGGUCCCUGGCGCUGCCCAGCCACACGGCUGCCCCGCCAGGCUCGGGCUGGCUGGGCAACCAAGCACUUACGGACGCCAGUGGCCCAGGCCAGGCGGGCACCGUCUGCCCAGCCUGCCACCGGGCCACCCUCCCGCCUCCGGGUUCUCCCUGGACCUCCUGCUGCCGGGAUUGACGCCUGCCCGUCACCAGGCCGACCUGGCCCCCCCGGGACCACUCGCCGCCUUAGGUGCCUUCCGCUCUCUGGAGCCAGAGGACUAGCCGACGCUGCCCAGGAGCGCUGCCGAGGGGCCCGGAGCCCUGCCCGCCACGGGCCACGCCCUCGCCACACCGCCCGCACACCUUCCCGGGUGUGGUCACUGCCACCUGUGCCCACGGGCAGCCCAGGGCACCCACUCAUCCACUGGAUCUGACCACUGCGGUUCUCUCCUCGCGCCCGCGGACACCGGCCGUGCCAUCCACGGGGCCCGGCCCCGCCACCACUCGAGCCUUCCGCAGGCUGCACCAAAGAUCCACCGUCAGGCCCCUGAGUGCGGGGCCCCACGCGCGCCCGCCUCCCUCGGAGAGGAGGGACCCUCGUCACCUGCGAGUGAGGACCAGCCCCGCGAGUCCCCGGCCGCAGCCUGAGUGCCGUCUGCCGCUGCACCUGGGCUUCCCGGGACCACACGGGCCGGGGGGAAGGAGGAUGGGGGGAGGGGGCGGGUUGAACAUUUGUAUAAAAGGCAGAAAUCAUGUUUACCAGUGGGGGAGGGGCAAUAUUUAUUUGUUGUAAAUAGUAAAUGCUAGACGUGGAUAUUAUAUUAAAACCUGUUUCUACCAUA
Molecule: messenger RNA, 3610 nt
Organism: Eptesicus fuscus (big brown bat)
Lineage: Eukaryota; Metazoa; Chordata; Mammalia; Chiroptera; Vespertilionidae
Gene: RALGDS
Product: ral guanine nucleotide dissociation stimulator
Exons: 18
Coding region: 72-2789 (905 amino acids)
Biological process (GO): Ras protein signal transduction; positive regulation of GTPase activity
Cellular component (GO): plasma membrane
Molecular function (GO): guanyl-nucleotide exchange factor activity
Source: RefSeq, a predicted model, not a curated record